UGGCUAUUACAGCACACCUCUUAAUUCGGGCCACAAAAAGCCCCCAAAAUAACUAAAUAGCAAAACCAAAGUGUCUUUAGCUUUUCUUCGAACACCAAACAAAAACAAAACAAAACAAAAAAUUCCCAACUCGGAAAAAUGGCGAGUGGCGGUGGUGGCGGAAAAGUGUCUUUCAAAGUUACUCUUACUUCCGAUCCUAAAUUGCCCUUCAAAGUUUUUAGCGUACCGGAGGCAGCUCCGUUCACCGCUGUACUAAAAUUUGCGGCUGAGGAAUUCAAAGUCCCUCCUCAAACAAGCGCCAUCAUCACUAAUGAUGGAGUGGGAAUUAAUCCUCAACAAAGUGCAGGUAAUGUCUUUCUUAAACAUGGAUCUGAACUGCGCCUAAUUCCCCGGGAUAGGGUUGGUGCUUCGGGGAUCUCAUUCUGAAUGUUUAGCUCUAUAUUUCAUCUACAUAGGACUGGGGGGAUAUUCCUUCCCAAAUGAUUAGCACAUUAUGUUUAGAUUUCCUCAUCGCUUGAUGUUGUAAUGUUAAGUAUAGUUUGAAUAUCAGAUUGAAAUGAAUACUGGUUUUUAUUGAGAGAUUGAGAUCUACCUUUGAGGAUUCAACUUGCCA
Messenger RNA from Capsicum annuum, 613 nucleotides. RefSeq names its product ubiquitin-fold modifier 1. Lineage: Eukaryota; Viridiplantae; Streptophyta; Magnoliopsida; Solanales; Solanaceae. The record is from RefSeq and is a predicted model, not a curated record. The transcript is spliced from 4 exons. Gene Ontology annotation, biological process: protein K69-linked ufmylation. The coding region runs from base 139 to 426 and encodes 95 amino acids. Gene Ontology annotation, cellular component: cytoplasm; nucleus.